Messenger RNA from Megalops cyprinoides (Indo-Pacific tarpon), 1146 nucleotides. Its product is annotated as beta-galactoside alpha-2,6-sialyltransferase 1-like. Lineage: Eukaryota; Metazoa; Chordata; Actinopteri; Elopiformes; Megalopidae. Gene Ontology annotation, molecular function: sialyltransferase activity. The coding region runs from base 1 to 1146 and encodes 381 amino acids. The record is from RefSeq and is a predicted model, not a curated record. The transcript has 5 exons.
AUGGAAUUCAGGAAGAAGCCACACUUGGUAUUUUCUGUCGCCACGGCGAUGUGCCUUUUCCUGUACACCUACCAUUCGGCGGUCCUGACCUCUUCGCCCCUGUGGACGUGGCUGGGUCACGGCGGUGCCACUGAUGUGCCCGAGGAGGAGAGCUUCACAGUGCCGCCGGCCCCCCCAGCAGCCGACGGGGGGGACCGGUGGUCCGUCUGGAACGAGUUCUCCGCCAGCAUCUCCAAGGAGGUUCUGCAGAGCCUAAAGGAGCAGUGGUCCGCCAACAGGUUCAGGGUGCCACAGAACCUCACCAGGAGGAACACCACGCUGGGCCGGGAGGACCUCCUCUGCGAGCUGAAGGCCCGGGUACCUCUCGGGACAGUCAGGGCCGGGGACGGGCCCUUUUCGGGAGACGAAUGGGAGAAAGUCCUCCCUGCAGAGACCCUGGCGGAGAAGCUGGGGCCAUUUAAGACGUGCGCUGUGGUGAUGUCAUCGGGGUCUAUCAAAAAUUCUGGCUUGGGGGUGGAAAUUGACUCCCAUGAUGCCGUACUUCGCUUAAAUGCAGCCCCGACUGAUGAAUACAGUGUAGACGUGGGGAACAGAACAACCAUUCGCAUCGUCAAUUCCCAGAUCCUGAUGUCUGCAGCUUUCCACACAGAUCCUCUGUACAGCACAGGAGCUCUCAUUGUGUGGCAUCCUGCACCGUACUCCAGAGACCUCUAUGCUUGGUACAAGAAGCCAGACUAUGGCUUCCUGCAGAGGUACAGGGACUAUCGCCGACUCCGCCCACAGCAGCCAUUUUACAUCCUGAGCGCCUCCUUCCAGUGGGACCUGUGGGACGUCAUUCAGGAGAACUCACCAAUGGACAUCCAGCCCAACCCCCCUUCCUCCGGGAUGCUGGGCGUCGCCGUGAUGAUGAACCUCUGCGAGCAGGUCAGCGUGUACGAGUUCCUGCCCUCCCACAGAAAGACGCGCCUCUGUCACUAUUUUCAGGACGUCCACAACUGGCAAUGCACCAUGGGACACUACCACCCCGUGACGUUCGAAAAGAACCUCGUCAAACGACUCAACAGGGGCUCGGAGUUUGACAUCUACGCCCGCGGAAAAGUGACGCUGCGCGGAUUCUCACAGCAGUGGUGCCCAAAGAAGCUGUAA